AUGAAUCGCCAGUACACGAUUGACCGGAAUAUGUCCCGACACACCACCCAGAAAGGGCUGAUCAUGACGGCAUCGCUCCAUCAUGUGGUGCUGAUUGAGAAAUACGUGAAUGCAAUAUCACGUAAGCAACUCCUGGUGGUAACGACGGACCUUGUGCCGAUCCAGGCGGCACUGGAGAUUGCAGAGGAUCGACCGAACUUGGUAUUUUUGUCGUCGUCAAUGCACACGGGCGUCGAUUUGGCCGGCCAGCUGUCCGAGAUCCAGAUCAUUGCAAAGGUACCGUGUUUACCGUACAAUGAGCCGAUCGUCAAGUACAAUUGGUUUCAUGUCGGAAACUGGUACGAACACCAGGCGGCGAUCGGCAUAAUCCAGCGCCUGGGGUGCAGUGCAGUAGUAGGGACCACUAACGUGCGCCUGGGCCGUAACUCCGGCACCGCGAACCAAUCCAGUGACGCAACCGCCAUAGGUAUGGACGCCGGCACGCCAAAUCAGGCGUCGGGAAGUGUGGCAAUUGGCAAUUCGGCGGGAAAUGACACGCAAGGUGCAAGUUCCGUGGCCAUUGGGAUAAGCGCGGGAUCGGCAGACCAAGGUGGGAACUGUGUAGCCAUUGGUCGGGGAUCUGGUAUAGCCGACCAGGGUUCGUACAGUGUGGCUAUAGGAACAUCAGCCGGGCGGGACACACAGGGUGAGCGCUCAGUGUGUGUGGGUGUAUACAAGGGCAUGACAACUCAGGAUAGUUCAUCAGUGGCUAUAGGGGAAUAUGCGAGGUAUACAUCACAGGGGGAUACCACCGUGGCGAUUGGUAAGGAUUCGGGUAAAACGACUCAGGGGGGAUCAGCCGUGGCUGUAGGAACAUCACCGGGCGGGACACACAAGAGUAGUUCAUCAGUGGCUAUAGGGGAAUAUGCGGGGUAUACAUCACAGGGGGAUGCCACCGUGGCGAUUGGAAAGGAUUCGGGUAAAACUACUCAGGGGGGAUCAGCCGUGGCUGUAGGAACAUUAGCUGGGCGGGACACACAAGGUGAGCGCUCUGUGUGUGUGGGUGUAAACUCGGGUAUGACAACUCAGGGUAGUUCAUCAGUGGCUAUAGGGGACAAUGCGGGGUAUGCAUCACAGGGGGAUGCCACCGUGGCGAUUGGAAAGGAUUCGGGUAAAACUACCCAGGGGGGUUCAGCCGUGGUCAUAGUACCUUGGCCGUUGGUCGGGAAUCUGGCACAACAUACCAGGGUUCGUACGCUGUGGCGGUAG
This is a messenger RNA of Sphaeroforma arctica JP610, 1248 nucleotides long. RefSeq lists its product as hypothetical. The record is from RefSeq and is a predicted model, not a curated record. The coding region runs from base 1 to 1248 and encodes 415 amino acids. The transcript has 3 exons. NCBI's taxonomy places the organism in Eukaryota, Ichthyosporea, Ichthyophonida.